AUUAAGAAUGAAAUAAGAUUACUUUCACUUUUGGGUCAACAUUAAAACUAUUACUCUUUAAAAUAUUUUUAUUUGUGAUACGCGAAGCGAAAGUGAACGAGCUUUUGCUAGUAUAUUAUUAUUCCUCUCGUGGAAUGUAAUUGUACUUCCCACCAUGCUUAGAGCUGCUUGAAACUUGUUUCAAAAUUGUCGCUUGCACAUAGUUUAUGGAAAUGGAAGUAGACCAGCUAGUUCGUUGACCACCUCCGUGAGGCACUGCCUUGGAGUGGAAGGCAAGGGAGGCUGUCAAAGACUUUAGGGGCUUGUCGUUGUCAACCUACUUCUCUUGCUUUUUUAUUUGGACUUCCCCUACUCCAUCUAAUUUGCUGCAUUUUAAAGGAGCCACCAAGACUCCCAUUGCCAUAUCCUCAAGCCCAUAUCAUGUCAUACAGACCAGAUACUGUUUCCACUGUGGUUAUGGAGGUUGCUGCAGAAUCACCCCGAGGCCCAGAUCUGUUAAGCUGCAGUUUACAAGAAGCAGAGGAACAAAGGGAGCUGAUAAACAGAGAAUAUCCAGAGGUUCUUAUGAAACUAGAAAAGCAGAAGGUAUGGAACAAACAAUUUUCAAAAAAAGUCUCUUUUCUGAUUGUUGUCAUUGCAGUACUAAUCAAACUCGUUUCCAAUGUUUCACCAGCUUGAAUAAGCCUCGAAAACAUGGUCCCUCUCCAAUCUGGAACGUCACAUUGAAUCAAUGAGAUGCACUGCUGCCUGCAGAAAGGAAAGACUGGACCCUCUCCAUCUUGCCAUGGACAAGCUGAGCUUCGCAAACAAUGCAUACCGAGACAAUGCCAUCAAGCAUUCAUUCUUAGAAGAGCAAGAAAUCGAUUACCGGAGAUUGAACUUCAAAAUGAAGCAUGGAAGGAAAAGCCUUCAGAUAGAGAGACGACUCCUGAGCGAAAUCAAAUCAAAGGAGGAAAAGGACAGCAACACUACUGAUUCGUUGCCGCCACUUGAAGUUAUUGAGUCCAAAAUCAGAGGAGCACAGUACAUGCUGAUCAGAUUCAGCACAGAUAUGGCUACGGGCAAAGACGGGGCUGGAGAUCAAGAGCUUCCCCGGCAGCUGAAACAGCUGGAAGUGGAGAGGGAGAAAGUUGUUGCUAACUGUGUUGUGGGGGGAAAGAUAUGGAGUUCUUUGGGUUCCAUAAAAACUAUCAAAGAAUAUAUUGAGGCAGAGCAUAAGGAAGCAGAGGAAUCAAAGGAAAAUCGCCGGAGGUUGCAGGUUGAGAUUAAGAGUGUUAGGGAAAGUUUGAAACGUCUGGAGGAAGGGCAUAGCUCAGUGCAGAGUCAGCUGAAUGAUCUGCGUACAAGAAAGCAACAAGUACGGGAGCAAAUUCUUGAUCUGAAGAAACAGCUCGCCAGACGUCCGACCAAAAAGAGAAGGAAAGAAAGAGUAAAAACCAGCAAGACGAAUCAACUGUAAUAGUUACAUUGUUGUAACUAGUGUAUGAAAUUUCCUGGCGCACUUAAAACUACUUGGCAGAGUACUUGCUUCUUUGAACGGGGGAUACAAAUACCAAGAUUUACGAGUUGGGGAGCUCUGCGCUGCACCAGAAUUAUCUCCCUUUAGACAAAGAAACAACCAAGUUUAUCCUUUCUUAUGGUGACUUACAAGUUAUCGUGGUGAUUCGGAUGCCACAUUUAUCAUGCUUCAAUGAAAUUGUAUAAUUACAAAAGGAAAUAAUAGUCAAGUGCUCCAAAAGAUUGUUCGACAGGUUGGUCAUUGCCUUAUUAGUGUUGGAACAAGAUUCCACCACAGAAAAUAAUUCAGUAUUUAAUAAAGACCAUGCUACCAUUUAACUCGAGUUAAUAUCAAUAUAAGCUUUCUAUACGUUGUUAGUUUAUCACUUUAAAGCCGGUGUAGCAAAUUUGUGUUUUUGUGUGCAUCUUGUCUUCAAUUCGGUCCACCUGCAUACCAAGAGAUUAGCCAUUUCUAUACGUGGUUAGUUUAUCACUUUAGAACCGGUGUAGCAAAUUCGUGUUGUUGUGUGCAUCUUGUCUUCAAUUCGGUCCACCUGCAUACCAAGAGAUUAGCCAUUUCUAUGGAUUGUGGAUACGAUUGGUUCUCGCGUCAACCUCUAUGUCAUAAUACAAAGCCAAUAUGUCCUGUUGAGGUAGGUAUAUUCCCUUACAUUCACUCGACCUAUGAAAACAAGCGAUCAACUGUUGUUUUUUCUCUAUAUUGAUGGAGUUCUUUUGUGAAUGUGUCAUCGGGUCAAUCGAGUUCUCGAAAGCGAUCAAUUCUCAUAGAAGCUAAGUUGUAUGAUGCUUCUGGCGGCUUUGGAACUUUUUUGAUAUUUUUCUUCCCCAGGUGUUGUAAGUGCAGUUUCUUCUCAUUUCUAACGAGGGAAUUCUAGCUUUUGCACUCAUAAGUCAUAAAACCCUAAAGUUCUUAGUUACUAAAAUUGAAAUAAUCAUUUUUUUUUAAAAACAUCAGAAAAGUUGCAGUUGCAGACACCCAAUUACCAUAAGGGGGUGCACUAAUUUGAUGACGAAUUCUGAGAUGGGCAGUUAACCCUGUUCCGCAUCCUUUUCAUUCAACACAACUAAUUAAUGAAAUAAAUAAUCAAGAAGUAA
Messenger RNA from Linum trigynum, 2613 nucleotides. The record is from the annotation of a GenBank genome assembly. NCBI's taxonomy places the organism in Eukaryota, Viridiplantae, Streptophyta, Magnoliopsida, Malpighiales, Linaceae.